UGAAGCCUUUACUCGGCAGUCGGAGGCAUUGAGAUUGUCAAAAUCGGUGAGACCCCAAAUGACAAUCGGACAGCAUCUCACUAUAGCGAGCCCGAUGUCAGCUUGACGUUUCCAUACUGAGACGCUGUCUUCGGCUGCCUCCUCCAUACUGAGCAAGCAUUGUCUUACUCAUCGGCAUGAUGUCAUAUCACACACAAAUUGAUAGCGAGCCAUUGUUGCAGCCAUAUCUUGUAAUUGAAGCGAUUUGUGAUUAAAAAUAGUUUUGUCGUCGUUGUUUUCGUGGAAAUCACUAUGAAUAAAAGUUUCUCGAAGCGUAUCAAAUAUAAUUCUUACUUGUAUCGCCACCGUGAUCGUUUGGAACAUGAAAACCAGAUAGAUGACGGUGCCGGCCCUAGUGGAACUUCCAAUGUAGCUGAACAAGGUAUGAAUUCUUCACAAGGCAGUGAUGCACUUGCACAGGAUAAUAUCGUCGGUGAAACUUUCUACGAAGGGGAAGCUGCUUAUCUAUCAGAAGCUGAUGAUGAUGUAAUCGACUAUUUAAUGGAAAGUUCGGAUGAUGAUAUAGAUCCAGCAGCAUCAGAUGACCCAUUCUCUGCUGAAGAUGCUUUGCGUCAAUGGGCAAUAUCCACAAACCAAACAUACGACUCGAUUGCCCAAGUGAUGGAUAUAGUUCGAAAAGUGAGUUCCUGUAACCUACCUAAAGACGCUAGAACCCUACUAAAAAUCAAUCGAAAUAUUUCGGCUGAUAUCCUGACGGUAGAAGGUGGUCAGUACUGGUAUUAUGGAGUGCAGAAAUGUCUCACGAACAAGCUAAGUUAUACAUCUCUGAAUUCGGACACCACACUCUUGCUUAAUGUAUCCAUCGAUGGUUUACCGAUAUUUAAAAGCAAUAAUUUACAAUUCUGGCCGAUUUUAAUAAAUAUUCAUAACAUGCCAGAAAUUCCUGUUAUGAUUGUUUCAAUUUACAGCGGAACAAAGAAACCUAGCAUCGAAUAUUUUUUAAAGCAGUUCAUCGAAGAAAUAAACCUAUUAACUAGCAAUGGGGUACAAAUCAACGGCGUGAGAGUUGAUGUAGUGGUACGCGCCAUAAUUGCCGAUUCACCAGCACGGGCGUUUAUAAAAGGUGUCGCCAACUUCAAUUCAUUUGAUGGUUGUUUGAAAUGCACUACCAAAGGUGUCAAAAUGCAAGGAAGAACAACUUUCCUUGAUUGUAGCGCACCAAAAAGAACCGAUAGACAUUUUAGAAAGCGGAAGUAUGGUGGUCAUCAUAAACUUAACUCGCCACUACUUUUGUUAAAUAAUUUUGAUCUUGUGAAGCAAAUAAUAGUUUGUGAUCAACUACAUUUGAUAGAUCUUGGUGUCACCAAACGGAUAUUGAUCGGCUUGUUGUUUGGUAAAUUUGGGUUUAAAAAAAAAUUGUCGUUUGCUGAAAUAACGACAAUAUCUGGUAUGCUAAUGACAAUCCAAUUGCCAAUAGAAAUCCAUAGAAAAUUUCGAUCGUUACACGAUGUGAAUCACUGGAAAGGCUCAGAGUUUUCAUCAUUUUUAUACUAUGCAAGUUUUUCGGUGUUGAAAAACAUCAUGAGUGAUGAACAGCACAAACAUUAUAUGUUGUAUUUCUGUAGUAUAACAUUAUUCUCCUCGAACAUCUACAAAGAACAUUGGCCGCUUGCUAAUAAUUUAAUUACUCUUUUUGUAAAAAAGUAUGUUGAUGUUUACGGACCACAGUUUAUCUCGAGCAACGUUCACAAUCUUACACACAUAUUCGAAGAAGUAGAUGAAUUUGGUCCACUGCGGACGUUAUCUUCUUAUAUAUUCGAAAAUGCUCUACAACACAUAAAAAAUUUGUUGCGUAACGGAUGGAAGAGUUUGGAACAAGUUAUUAAUAGAAUUGCAGAACAAGAAGCGUAUUAUGUCCAUAAAAAAGAUGAUAUUUCAAGUUAUCCAUCUAUUAAACAGAGAGGUAACAUUACCACUCUCCAUGUUCGCAAAGGAUUUUGCUUGAAACCUGGACACCGAGAUGGGUGGUUUUUAACCAAAUCUGGAAAUGUUUGCCAGUACAUUAAUGUAGUUGCACAGGAAAAUGUAACAAGCCUAAAAAUAAUCGCCAGAAAAUUAAGCAACUCUACUCAUUGCUUUGAUUAUCCCUUUACAUCUAAGCUGAUUAAUAUGCACCGUGGAAAUCUCCGUAGCUUUGAGGAAACAGAAGUACAAAUUGAUUUACAAGAUGUGAAAUGUAAAUUGGUAGCUGUUCCUCUCCCAAAAGACAACGAAUUCGAUUUUGUUCCGUUAGUUCAUACGUUAAUUGAAUAA
Messenger RNA from Anopheles merus, 2313 nucleotides. RefSeq lists its product as uncharacterized. The transcript has 5 exons. Lineage: Eukaryota; Metazoa; Arthropoda; Insecta; Diptera; Culicidae. The record is from RefSeq and is a predicted model, not a curated record. The coding region runs from base 292 to 2313 and encodes 673 amino acids.